GCUAAGACCCUUGGCUGGAUUGAGAAGUAUGAAUUUGAAAUCGCCCUUUCGACUCAGCACAGGCAGGCUCCAACUAACGAGCACAGUGUUAUUUUGCAGAAGAUACUCCUUAAUCUCCAGAAUACCAUACAGAUGAUGUUAGCUGAGCAACAAAGACCAUUAACAGGAUCAUUUACUUCUGAAGUACCACCAAGUGAAGGCAAAGAGCUGACUAGUUAUCAUCCAUCAACAUCAGAUGAGAUAAUGUGUUACGCACCAGAUAGAGUUUACAGAAGUGACAAAAAGGCUGACAGUGAACACAUCAUAGCAUCAGGACAAGAGCCUGAAGACAAGGUGACAGAGUGUCUCCCUCAGCAACUGCCAACAACAAAAGAGGCAGAAGCUGCUAAUGUGCUCAUGAAUCUCUCAGGCAAAGCUGCGGACCGUGUGGGACACACUAGGCUAGAGGGCUGUACAAUUCUUCAUCAAGAAAUUAUCAGUUCUGAUGCUACAAAGCCAACCCUGUAUGUGGUGCCCUCAGGAAUAUCAAACUCAAAUGUUAAAAGGGAAUAUCCUGUCUGUGAUGAGGUACCACAAAUUAAUGAGAAAGACCUAUUACCUCUAGCAACACAGGUUUUGUGCCAGUUCUGCUCACAACAAUGUGAAGACUUGGUGGAACUGCAUGAACAUGUUUUAGCCAUGCAUAACAUGUGUGAGACUGAGCCACCAUUCAUGACUUCUUACAAGAAAUUAAAGAAUCAAAACCAGGAUGAAGAUGUGGAAAGCACAUCUCCAGGUGAAGGACGGCGACACAAAGAGAGCAAGAAUAAGAAUUAUGAACAAGAAUCUCAUAGCCUUGAUGAGCUUUUAGUUCCAGUGACUAGUUCAGGUGGCAUAUUAAGACAUGAAAGUGAGAAAAGAAAAUUCAUAGAUGACAAGAAGGCAAAGAAGAAACCACGAUCCAGAAAAGGGAAUCAGAACGCAGAAGGCAAAAGUGCAAGCUUGGAACUGUGCAACAAAAUAUCUCAUACUGAAGGGCAAGAUAGUUACAGCAAAAAUGUUUGGAAUAAAAGUAAUGACAGUAGACAAGAGCUUAUCCAUGAUAUAAAUAUGUCUGUGAUUGAUAAUAUUCCAAAGCAGUAUUCUCCAUUAACAACAGGUCAAGUCCAUUUAGAAGAUAAAGAAAAGAGUGUGCAGAUGCAUCAGCCCACAGAAAUGCCAGUAUCCCAAGUCAAAGGUGAUGCCUUGGCAAUAGCAAUUGAGUCCUCAAAGAUAAGAGUCAUAGAAGCCAAAGUGACCAUAUUUGUUUGUCUGAAAUGCAGUUCAUGUUAUACCAAUGCUCAAGAAUUCAGGAUACAUGUAUGUAGUAGAAUCCAGCCAGUCAUUGAAAGAUGCCCUGAUGGAUCUGUAGUCCUUGUCAAGCAUGUAAACACAGAAGAAAAUCAAGCUCAGCUAUCUGAGGAAGAGGUUUGGUACUUCCCCGAGUUUCUCAUUCGACAACAGAAGGGCGACAAAAAGCAGACAGGAGAUUUAGAGAUAGUCGACACAUUAUCUGGGCACAGGCUUCAGCUUUAUACAGCAUAUCAGCCAUCCUAUCUUAGUGAACAGCUGAUAUCCUUCAGGUGCCCUACUUGUGAAAAGGAUAGUGACAGUUUGGGCAAAUUCUUCGACCACUUGACCAAAGGACCUUGUAUGUUCCGAUGCCCCGACUGCAGUCUUGUUUAUGUAACACAAGAUAAACUACAGAAGCAUCGAUCCUCUCUACAUCCUACUUUAGAAGACCGCACAUGCCCUAAUUGUCACGAGGUGUUUGAGAAAAGACACCAGCGUAACAAACACGUAAAGACUCAGUGUUCCCAGUUGCACAUAUGUGAUACAUGCGGCAGUGUUCUCAAGAAUGAAUACAACCUACGAGUGCACAUGCUCUCUCACCAAGACAGAAAACACAUAUGCAGUGAAUGUGGUGCUGCAUUUCACCGUAGAGUGGUGCUCACUCGCCAUAUGAUGCACCACUCAGGUACAAAACCACACGCUUGUCCACAGUGCAAUGCCAGGUUCUACACGAAGCAACACCUUAAGACUCACUUAGACAGACACAGUGGAAUUAAGAGAUUUCCAUGUUCUGUUUGUGAUAAAGCCUACUAUUCUAAACAUGAAAGAAACACACACUUUGCAAAGAUGCAUAACAGAACUCCGUGUGGAGAGAAAGCUUUAGGUGCUAAUGAUCAGAAAAUUGUGAAAUUAACUGAUAUUAGUAGUAUAUCAUUUAUUUGAUUAUAUGCAUAUUUUUAUAAUGAUUACAUAAUAAGUAGACUCUCUGUAAAGAUAUCUCAUCCUGAAUAAAAUUUUCAGUGACAUUAAUAAACAUAUCAAAGUUU
Penaeus vannamei (Pacific white shrimp) is the source of this 2357-nucleotide messenger RNA. The record is from RefSeq and is a predicted model, not a curated record. Lineage: Eukaryota; Metazoa; Arthropoda; Malacostraca; Decapoda; Penaeidae.